AUGAUGUCCUUCUUUGGUCAAGAUUCGCCUUUGAGCUCCUCAUCGAACGGAGCAGUGGUAGCUCGAUCAAAAAAACCUGUAACAUCUCGUCCUGCUCCUCCUCCUAUCGCAGCUAAUGGUGCUGGUCCAUCACGCUCAUCGACGACAGGUACCCCAAUCAAGUCAUCAUCAAAUGGUAUACAUAAAUCAAAGCAUCUCCACAGCAUAUCGUCCUCACAUCGUAAAUCCGAUCAAUCAAAGGGUACAUCUCGACCUAUCACCUCGUCAUCUCACGGGAGAUCGUUGGAGCAUAGUGGGAAGCGCUCCAAAUCCAAUACGAAGACACCGUCUCGCACCGUUUCUCCUAUUCGAUCCGAUUCAGAAUCCUCGGAAGACGCAUUUGACCCGCCUAAGAAGAAGAAGUUCAGAACCAAUGGUACCCCAUCGGGUCAGACGCAGACACCAGAGCUGGACGAAGCCGCUUAUGGACCCGAGAAACAAUGGUGUUUCUCUCAAGUCGAUGAGAGGGGAGAAUGGGGUAGAGGUUGGGCAGGUUUCGUUCCUUCCGAAGAGGUCGUGAGAGGCCAGAGGAGAGGAUUUAAAGGCAGUCUACAGGGCAAAGCUAAUGACUUGGAGAAGUACAUUCCUUGGUUUCCGCAAGAAGGCUUCGAGAACAAGGAACCCUUGCCUCGAGUUGAUCUAUUGUAUCCUUCUGGAUGCCGAGAGACUUUCGUACUUCUCUCCCCAAACCGAAAAGGCGAAUACGCUCCUAUCCUUGAAUUGAGAACUGCCCUCAGUCUCAUCCUGAGCUAUUACAUUCCACCAUCUCAUCAACACAUUUUUGGCUCUAUCGUCGACGCUCUCGAUCUGGAGAAGGCACCUACGCCAAUAUCUCAAAUACCAUCCCCCGCGCCCCAUUCGUCCGCCACGCCCCCUCCCGAUGGAGCCCUGCAUACGCCGCCAGUAUCUCAAGCACCAUCGGAAACGAUAGGCAACGCACUGCGUAAAGCUAUGGCACCAAAUAGAAGGGAUGGACCAGGUUUCAUGCGGGCCAUGGAGAGGUUCAACACAGCCAUGGAGGCAAUCAUUGCGGAUGGCUCUGUCGCCAAGUGGAUGGAAACUCGUCCAAGAUUGAGAAAGGAAGAUUGGUCAGCUUUGGUCGAUGGCGUUCAUGACGAAGCGUACUCGAGAGUCGUCGGCCCGUAUGCUAAUGAGCUAGAACAUCAUCCGAAACAUCCUGACGAGGUUGCUCGUGCUAUCACCGCCAAGGAAGAUUCGUAUGGCGAACUGCGUCACAGAUUCAUGAGCAAAGUUAUCGAACAAACCAAGCUCGGCACAAAUUCUGUCUUUGUCGAUCUUGGUAGUGGGGUGGGGAACUGUGUUCUUCAAGCCGCGCUGGAAGCGGGUUGUCGCAGCUACGGUUUCGAGCUGCUGCCGGUUCCUGCCCACUGUGCUCGUCUGCAGCUAUGUGAAGUUAGACGGCGAUGGUCCAUGUGGGCACUGAAUGGGAACCUUGAUGUAGAAGUGGAGGAGGGGGAUUUCAGGUUCCUCCCGAAUGUAGGGAAGCGCCUCAGAGAGGCAGAUGUGGUUCUCGUAAACAACGAGGUCUUCCCCUCCACACUCAACGUCGAUCUAACACACCUAUUUCUGGACCUCAAAGACGGCGCUGUCAUUGUAUCACUACAACCAUUGGUCUCUCAAUCCUUCAAAAUGAGCGAAAGCAAUUGUGAUUCGUUCGAUGCCAUAGUCAAAAUGACCCAGCACCGUUAUUAUAAUGACUGGGUCAGCUGGAAAGGCGAAGCUGGUAAUUAUUAUCUGCAGGUUGUGGAUCGCAGUAUGAGACGCAAGUUUGAGGAGGAUCUGAACAGUCGGAGACGUAGGGGUUAA
This is a messenger RNA of Kockovaella imperatae, 1866 nucleotides long. Its product is annotated as S-adenosyl-L-methionine-dependent methyltransferase. Gene Ontology annotation, biological process: regulation of transcription regulatory region DNA binding; DNA repair; subtelomeric heterochromatin formation. The record is from RefSeq and is a predicted model, not a curated record. NCBI's taxonomy places the organism in Eukaryota, Fungi, Basidiomycota, Tremellomycetes, Tremellales, Cuniculitremaceae. The transcript is spliced from 9 exons. Gene Ontology annotation, cellular component: nucleosome; nucleus. Gene Ontology annotation, molecular function: histone H3K79 methyltransferase activity; histone binding. Bases 1 to 1866 code for a protein of 621 amino acids.